UGUCGAGAGAGAUUAUCGACAUACCAAGGGAAGAUACACGUGAAUUUACACUGGCGGGUGAAUAAUGGCCCGAUAAAUGUAGAGCGAAAGGAAAUGGGCUAUUUACCAAUAAUGGUCAAGUCAAACAGAUGCAAUAUCCGUCAUAUGUAUCCAAAAGAGUUGAUUCGUCAUCACGAAGAAUCGGAUGAAAUGGGUGGCUAUUUUAUAAUAAAUGGCAUAGAAAAGAUCAUUCGUUUGCUUCUAGUCCAAAGAAGAAACUAUCCCAUGGCACUUACAAGAAAUUCUUAUCUGAAGCGAGGACCUAUGUUUACACCAUAUGGAGUUGCUAUUAGAUGCGCACGCGAAGAUGAGACGACGCAGUCUAUCGGUAUUAAUUAUUUAAAAGAUGGUGAUUGCGUAUUCCGUUUUACGUGGAGGAAACAGGAAUUCACGAUACCUCUGGUAUUGGUGCUAAAGUCAUUAUUGGACACAAAUGAUAAGGAAAUUUUUGAUGCUGUGGUUCAAGGGGAUUUUACAAAUACUUUUAUGACAGAUAGGAUAGAACUUAUGUUGAGAAGUUUUAGCGUUCAUGGUAUCUAUACCAAGUACGAAUGUACUAGUUUUCUGGGAGAACGGUUUCGCGUCAUUAUGCGAUUGCCACCGUUUUUUACGGAUGAAGAUGUCGGGAAUUAUCUCAUCAACAAAGUCGUGCUCGUGCAUCUCAAAGAUCGGCGCGAUAAAUUUAAUAUGUUAAUUUUCAUGGUCAGGAAAUUGUAUGCGCUGGUGGCUGGGGAAUGCCAAGUGGAUGAUCCCGAUUCACCGCAAAACCAGGAGGUUCUACUUGGUGGCCAUUUGUAUGGGAUGAUUAUUAAAGAGAAGCUAAAUGAUUUUAUGAGCCUAAUUGUUAGUUUGAUUAAUCAACACGUGUCGCGAAAGAAGUCUGCAGAUUUCUUUGACGCAAAGUUUGUUCCGCAAAUAAUUAAUUUGGCAGGGUUUGACCUCGGUCAAAAAUUGAAUUAUUUCUUGGCUACAGGAAAUUUGUCAGCAAACAGCAUGUUGGAUUUAUCUCAGUCUGCAGGUUAUACAGUAGUCGCGGAACGAUUAAAUUUUUAUCGAUAUAUUUCCCAUUUCCAAUCAAUUCAUCGUGGUUCGUUUUUUGCCGAAUUGAAGACUACGACUGUACGAAAAUUACGACCGGAAGCUUGGGGCUUUAUCUGCCCGGUUCACACUCCUGAUGGUGCGCCUUGCGGUCUGCUCAAUCACUUUACAUCAAGUUGCAAAAUAAUUACUGCCAAACAGCCGACAGACAAUCUCAUACAAAAGUUAAAUUUAUUGGGAAUAACCAAGAAAGCUACUGAUGCUGGUCGAGCAAAAGCAAGAGGACCAGUCCUUUCAGUGCAACUUGACGGCAGAGUG
Molecule: messenger RNA, 1395 nt
Organism: Paraglomus occultum
Lineage: Eukaryota; Fungi; Glomeromycota; Glomeromycetes; Paraglomerales; Paraglomeraceae
Source: the annotation of a GenBank genome assembly